AUGGCAGACAACCGAGAGAAGAAGCCUUACUUCGGGUUCACCGGGACAUCGCUUGUCAUCUUGAUCACAGUUGCCUGUGCAACUGACAUGACCCUUUUUGGGUACGAUCAAGGUGUUUUCAGUGGUGUUGUUGUUACCCAAGACUUUCUGGAAUUACACGAUUUAGUAGGACCGACGAAGACCAAAACCCUCUCGACCGUUACAGCCAUUUACGAUGUUGGAUGUUUCUUAGGAGCCCUUGUGUCUUUCACAGUUGGGGAACGUCUGGGCCGAAAGAAUUUGAUUCUGGUAGGCACAACUGUCAUGAGUAUUGGUGCUUUGCUCCAGACCACUUCGUAUGGCCUCGCACAGAUGUUUGUUGGACGGGUUGUCGCAGGCAUAGGAAAUGGUAUUAACACGUCCAUGGGCCCUAUCUGGCAGACAGAGACAGCCCCACCACAAUGGAGGGGGAAAUUGGUCCUUGUGGAAAUGGUUAUGAAUAUUUUUGGAUCUGCGCUGGUCAAUUGGAUCAAUUAUGGCUUGUCUUUCUAUGGAGGAGCUAUAGCAUGGCGAUUUCCCCUAGCCUUUCAGUUUUUUUUCAUUAUCAUCUUAUUCUCGACUGUGCCGUGGCUUCCUGAAUCUCCAAGAUGGCUCUUUUCUCAUGACCGCGCAACUGAAGCAGUUGAAGUACUGGCAUGUCUUGAAGAUAAACCCGUCAACGACCCAUUUAUCUCAACGCUUCGCCAAGAGAUCGAAUACAGUAUCCACUACGAGCGUGAGAACCAAACGCAAUGGCGAGACCUUUUCCUAUGCAAGAGGAACCAGGAUACCAAGACCUUCCGCAGGAUUAUCCUAGGGGCUGGCACGCAGCUUAUGCAACAAUUUGAGGGAAUCAACGUCAUGUCCUAUUACAUGCCCACUGUAUUCAUGAAUUCAGUCGGUCUGUCUAAUAGCAUGUCAAGGCUGCUUACGGCCUGCAACACGUCGUCCUACUUUGUCUUCACUUGUAACGCUGUGUUAUUGGUCGAGCAUUUAGGGCGAAGAGGUUUGAUGUUACUUUCGACCUUUGGUCAGUUUGUUUCCUUCCUGAUAAUUACUAUACUGUUGUGCUUGGCAGAGGACAGACCAACAGGAUCAGCUGUUGCAUCCGCCUCUGUUGCUUUCUUCUUCUUGUUCUAUGCCUUCUUUGGGCUCGGUAUGCUCAGUAUUCCAUGGUUAUAUCCAACAGAGAUCAGUUCACUUCCGAUGCGGACUAAGGGUGCGUCCGUUGCAUCGGCUACCAAUUGGAUUUGCAACUUUAUCGUCGUCGAAAUCACGCCCAUCGGUAUCCAAAACAUUAAGUGGAAAUUCUGGAUUGUCUGGACAGUUCUGACUGCUACUUACCUCCCGGUUAUCUACCUUUUCUAUCCAGAAACAGCCAACCGCAGUCUGGAAGACAUUGACGCCUACAUUGACGCCUACUACCGCUCCAAUCCCUCCCUUUUUGUUAUCAGAGACCCUGACGGAAUUUGCACAAAGCGCCCUCAAAAGUAUAUUCAACACGAAACUGAGGAGGUACAAAAGAAUUCCAAGCAAAGAACGCUGAAUAUGUAUAAGACACAAUCUCAUAUGGUGGAACAUGUGGAAUAA
This is a messenger RNA of Aspergillus chevalieri, 1608 nucleotides long. Its product is annotated as sugar porter family MFS transporter. The transcript is spliced from 7 exons. Gene Ontology annotation, molecular function: carbohydrate:proton symporter activity. The record is from RefSeq and is a predicted model, not a curated record. Gene Ontology annotation, biological process: carbohydrate transport; transmembrane transport. Gene Ontology annotation, cellular component: membrane. NCBI's taxonomy places the organism in Eukaryota, Fungi, Ascomycota, Eurotiomycetes, Eurotiales, Aspergillaceae. Bases 1 to 1608 code for a protein of 535 amino acids.